Apis laboriosa (Himalayan honeybee) is the source of this 906-nucleotide messenger RNA. Its product is annotated as arginine/serine-rich coiled-coil protein 2-like. Gene Ontology annotation, biological process: nucleosome assembly. The transcript is spliced from 4 exons. The record is from RefSeq and is a predicted model, not a curated record. Gene Ontology annotation, cellular component: nucleosome. Lineage: Eukaryota; Metazoa; Arthropoda; Insecta; Hymenoptera; Apidae. The coding region runs from base 1 to 906 and encodes 301 amino acids. Gene Ontology annotation, molecular function: DNA binding.
AUGGUAUACCCGUCGAAUCCACGGCUAAUGAAUCGGGUCCUGGAUGCCGUGGUGCAUCUAUGCGAUGGUAAAGGAUCCACAGCUCGAGAUGUCCUCGAUUAUCUUCGACAAACUUCCAAGAGUACGCCGAGGAACUUGACGAUGCAGGUUCAUCGGGCGUUGAAGCACGCAGUGAAUGCCGGUUUGUUGCGGCACAGAAGUGGUCGUUACAAGGCAGUGUUCACGUUAAAUCCAGCUCCGAUUAAACAGUCCGUGAACGAGAGUAACGAGCAAAAAUCGAUCAUUGAAAUGAACAUGCAGCAGAGACCAUCGAGUGUCAAAAUGAUUAAAGAGGACAACAACAACAGACGAAAGCGAAGAAAAUCACGUCAGGAAAGGAAACGAAAAAACAAUAAUCAAAGAAAACGAAAGCAUCACAGUAGGUCGAAAAAGAUUGACGAGCUGAAAAAAAAUAUUAGCGAGAUACGAAAGCUCAAGUACAAAGAAAAUGGUGAAAGUGGCCGGUCACCGCGAAACAAAAUCUCGACUAGCAAAAUGAGAGAAAAUAUUGGAAACCCGUCAGGUUCGUCUGCUCGUAAAAAGAACGAGCUGAGACCAAGAGAUUCUAACAACUAUAGCGAUUUAUCAGACUCGAGCGAUUAUGAGGAUAGAAAGGUUAAAGUGACAAGAAAAAAUGUGCCAACAAUGUGCGACGAAUACAAAUACGAAGGAAAUAUAAAACAGAAUAGAAGAUCGGUUUCGCGGAAUCGAAGCCCCCAAAGACAAAAAUCUCAGCAAUUGCACAAAUAUUUUAACGAUAUUAACAAGACAAAUAAAUCAAAUACCGUUGAUGCUGAGAAAAACGAGGAGGCUCAAGAAGAAGGAAAAAACGAACCUAAUAACAGUGGAAGUGGUAGCACGUUGUGA